Messenger RNA from Helobdella robusta, 3818 nucleotides. RefSeq lists its product as hypothetical. Lineage: Eukaryota; Metazoa; Annelida; Clitellata; Rhynchobdellida; Glossiphoniidae. The record is from RefSeq and is a predicted model, not a curated record. Gene Ontology annotation, cellular component: 6-phosphofructokinase complex; cytoplasm. The transcript is spliced from 23 exons. Gene Ontology annotation, molecular function: identical protein binding; ATP binding; AMP binding. Gene Ontology annotation, biological process: fructose 1,6-bisphosphate metabolic process; canonical glycolysis; fructose 6-phosphate metabolic process. The coding region runs from base 1 to 2400 and encodes 799 amino acids.
AUGGAUGAUUCAGCUGCACUUGGGAAAAUCCAAAAGAGCCAGAGCAUUUGUGUGACUGCUGGGACAGAAGGUAAAAAAAUUGAGAAAGAUUGCUACAGUGGCUGUGUCAUUGGUGUCUUCACGAGUGGCGGUGAUUCCCAAGGUAUGAAUGCUGCAACAAGAGCCAUUGUUAGGAUGGGAAUCUAUGUUGGCUGCAAAGUCUACCUUAUCAAAGAAGGCUACCAAGGAAUGGUUGAUGGAGGGUCAAACAUUGUUUUGGCAGAUUGGAAGUCCGUGUCCAACAUCAUACAGUCUGGAGGUACCAUAAUCGGAAGUGCUCGAUGUGCGGACUUCAGAGAGAGGCCGGGUCGCUUGCAAGCAGCAUACAACUUGUUGGAACGUGGCAUCACCAACCUCGUGUGCAUAGGGGGAGAUGGCAGUCUUACGGGGGCCAACCUCUUCAGAAUCGAAUGGUCCAGUCUUCUUGAAGAACUUGUUAAGACAGGUCGAAUAACCAGUCAGAAAGCCCAGGAAUGUGCUCAUCUGAAUGUUGUGGGACUCGUCGGAUCGAUCGACAACGACUUCUGCGGGACCGACAUGACAAUUGGGACUGACUCUGCUCUGCACCGGAUAAUUGAGGCCAUUGAUAACAUCAACACUACAGCUUCCAGUCACCAGAGAUGUUUUGUGAUGGAAGUUAUGGGCAGACAUUGUGGCUACUUGGCCCUGGUCGCUGCGUUGGCUUCGGAGGCAGAUUGGGUUUUCAUCCCUGAGAGUCCGCCGGAGAAGGGAUGGGAGGACAAGCUGUGUGAGAAAUUGGCGCAGGAAAGAAGUUUGGGACAGAGGUUGAACAUCAUCAUCGUCUCUGAAGGCGCCAUUGAUGAGGAGGGCAGGCCCAUCACUGCUGACCAAAUCAAAGAUUUGAUCAGCAAGAGACUGAAGUACGACACUCGAGUGACCAUAUUGGGCCAUGUUCAGCGAGGAGGCAAUCCAUCCGCAUUCGAUCGCCUGCUUGGAUGUCGGAUGGGUGCUGAGGCUGUGCUGGCCCUGAUGGAGGCCACUCCCUUCACUCCCGCCUGCGUCAUCUCCCUGAAUGGCAACCAGAUAGUGAGGGUGCCCCUCAUGGAGUGUGUGGCUAGGACAAAGGAGGUUCAGGCUGCUAUGGAUAAGAAAGAGUUUCAAAAAGCGGUUGAGCUUAGAGGCAGAGAUUUUGUGGCCAAUUUGGAAUCAUUUCGCACACUAGCUAGGGCCAGAGCACCGAAGAAAGCUUUCUGUACAGCAUUCAACCUGGCAGUUGUGUUUGUUGGUGCACCGGCCUGCGGAAUGAAUGCAGCCGUUCGUUCCUUCGUUCGUAUCGGGAUCACCAAGGGGUUCAGAAUCCUUGGCAUCAAGAACGGAUUUGAAGGCCUCGUCAAUAAUGAGGUGGUGUCAUUGUCAUGGACUGACGUUCAUGGAUGGUCCGGUUCGGGAGGAGCCAGGUUGAAGACUAACAGGACGACACCAUCGAAAGUUGGAUUGGAUCGUGUAGCGGAUAAAUUGCGACAUUUCAGCAUCCACGGUCUCCUUAUCAUUGGUGGAUUCGAGGCAUUUGAGAGCAUCUUGCAGUUGACGGAAGCUCGUUCAGCGUACAGAGAGUUCUGCAUACCAAUGUCCAUGGUGCCCGCCACCAUCUCCAACAAUAUUCCUGGCACUGACUUCAGUCUCGGAUCAGAUACUUCUCUCAAUGCUAUCGUUGAGAUAGCAGACCGCAUCAAACAAUCUGCCUCAGGAACUCGCAAUCGAGUGUUCGUGCUGGAGACGAUGGGUGGACACUGCGGCUACCUGGCCACACUCAGCGCCCUGGCCAGUGGUGCUGAUGCUGCUUACAUCUUCGAGGAACCAUUCAACAUCACCGACCUUCAGGGAGAUGUGAAUCAUCUUGCAUCCAAAAUACGAGGGGGUGUCAAGAGAGGCAUGGUCAUGAGAAAUGAGAAGGCCAACGAGAACUACACGAGUGACUUCAUAACACGUUUGUACCAGGAGGAGGGCAGGAACAUCUUCCAGUGCAGACUGAAUGUCCUUGGUCACAUGCAACAAGGUGGUCAGCCGAGUCCAUUCGACCGCAACAUGGGAACGAAGAUGGCCGCCAAGUGCGCGGAACUGCUAGCCAAACAAGUCGAGGAGAACAAAACACCAGAAGGAAGCGUCUUCACGAACUCCUCAGACACAGCCACACUGCUAGGCCUGCAGAAGAAGAGGAGUCUCUUCACGCCAGUCCUCGAACUUAAAGAAAAAACUGACUUUCAACAUCGCAUAUCGAAGGAGGUGUGGUGGUGCAAGUUGCGGCCACUACUUCGCAUACUGGCCAUGCACAACAGCAUCUACGAGGUCGAGGGACAGGAGAACGAUGGCUUCGAUGACCUUGAUAAGUUGUAUUUGUAAUCAUCACGUGAUGUGGUCAUCGUCACGUGAUGUAGUCAUCGUCACGUAGUGUGGUCAUCGUUACGUGGUGUGGUCUUCAUCGUCACGCGCUGUGGUCAUCGUCGUCACGUGAUGAGGUCAUCGUCACGUGAUGCCAUUGACGUACUUAUUAUUACUUGGUGUAAUCAUUACGUAAUUAUUAUAUUAUUGCAAUGUAAUGUAAUCAUUUUUGUAAUGUACCCGUAAAAAGCGCUUUUAUUACAUGGUGUAAACAUUACUUGAUGUGUAUAUAUUUAUAUUUUAUUCGUUUAUUCGAAAAAUAUCUUCUUAAUAAAUUAACGAAUUUGUUUAGUACAUAUUGAAUUUUUCGUUGAAAAUGUAUUAUUUUUUCACAUGAAUGUAAAUAAAGUUUUAUAAAAACUAUAGUUGCGUUCAGUUAUCAGAAGCAUUUUGUUUUCAAAAUUUUUAUCAAAAGUGAAUGUCUUAACUUUUUAUUUUUGCUCUUCGGAUUGAUAAGAAUCAUGAAAAAUAAAAUUUUAACAAAUAAAACAAACCGUUAUAAAUGCAUGUUAUAAACGCAUGCUAUAUAAAAAAAAAUGUUAUGUUACGUUAUGUUGUAAAAACGAUGCUAUGUUAAAGUUAUAAACAUUUGUUUAACUUAUUUAUGUGUUAUUUUCGUGUUUAAAUAUAAAUAUUGAUUGAAUCAACCAUCUCCUUGUGGAUGUGCGUGCGUGCGUGUGUGUGCGUGAGAGAGAGAGUGAGUGAUCCCAAAUCGUCCAUCCGAACAAAGUUUUUAUUAUUUUUGUUAUUUUGCAUCAUGAUUUUUUUUUUUUCAAUUUCUUUCAAUCAAACUGCAUUCAGUUGAGUAUUACAAUUUGAUCUUUUGAUUUCCAUAAGUUGAUUAUACUUUUUGUUUGCAUAUUUGAGACAAUUUUUUGUUAAACAAAAUAAAUAAUAAUCGAAUUAUUGUUGUAUUAAUUAUUAUUAUUAUUUUUGUUGUUAUUAUUGUUAUUAUUAAAAUUCUGCUGCACGUCCUACCAGACUCGUCAUGGUCUCUCAAGGAUACAAACAUUCAUACAUUACUGUACAAACGUACGCAUACAUAUACAAACAAAGAAACACACAUACAUACACACACAUACAUACAUACACACAUGCAUGCACACAUACAUAACACGCACCCAACCAGCCGACACUUGACUUUAUAAUUUUUUAAGCAUCUUCUGUUGUAUAAAUAAACCACACUGGAUUAUUAUUAUGUAAUUUGAUGACGCAACUUGCACCAUCCGUCGUGAAAUACAACUUGAUGAUGUCUUCUUGCGAGAUUUUACUUACAAAUGCCAAAUUCUUUUUUAACGUUUAAUGAUGAGGUGAUAGUAUUGUGCUUGGAAUGAUCAAGUUUUGUAGUGCCAUUUUCAAGUUUGUGAAAAUUUUCAAUU